UGCGCUGCCCACGGAAAUUCUAAAACUCCUCGCGCCUGUGCAGGGUGUUGGAACCAUAGCAAAAGAAAAGUCUGUGAUCUGGGUAAGGGACUCCUGGAUAGGGCUGGUACCAUAUCUAAACCCCUUAAAAAUAAUCAACCAAUAAGUCUUGAAGCAGUUUUACUAUCUAAAACAAUACUGGAUACAAUACUUGAUGUGCAUCACUUUGAUGACGACUUGCUGUACACAAUAACAAAUUCAUUUACAAAGCUGUCUUGAUAUUAAUAAAACUGUGGUGGCGACUGUCAUGGAAUUAAUAUUAACGUGCGACAUCUUUUUAAAGAAAAAUAAUAAUAAGUGUUUUUUAUAAAGUUCGAUAUACGAUAAGACAUUGUGUAUCAGUGAUGUCAAUUUCAUCGAACUUUAAGUGGUCAAAAAUUGUGCAAUAAGGAGUCAAGUGGGUUGUUGUCAGGCGUUGCUUGCCUCAAGUGUGCAUUUGAACGUGUAAUUAGAGACGCCAAGAGUUGAUACGUUGACUGAAGGGAUGUAUUCCCGUACGGGUCCCUCAUUUGAGGGUUGACAUUACUUGGGAAUUAUUACGUACAGUUGUACACAUACUAGACAUAUAUUUGUGAAAAAUCAACGCAAAACACCUUAUUUCUAGACGUAUACCAUCUAGCGCCUUAAGGAACAAAUAAAAAUGAGGGAUCGACUAUCAUGGUACAUGGUGUUUUUAAUUCUUCCAACAAUUUUAUUAGCUCGUUCACUUGAUAAAGAUCGUCGAGUUCCAUAUAACAUCCCACCAGACUGGAGGGCAUUAUGGUACAGCAACCUUGAUGAGCUGCAAAGAGUCAAUGAGGCAAGCGACAACAACACAGUCUCUAAUGUAACUGUCCAAUUAGGUGGAACUGCAUUUUUGCAUUGUAAAGUUCGUAAUUUAGGCGAACGAUCAAUCUCUGAUGCAGAGAUAUCGUGGAUCCGUCGUCGAGACUGGCAUGUAUUGACGAGUUCUUUAUUCACAUACACAAAUGACGAACGAUUCCAAGCUCUUCAUCCAGAAGGUUCAGACGAUUGGACAUUACAAAUAAAAUAUGUUCAAGAGAGAGAUAAUGGUACAUAUGAAUGUCAGGUGUCAAGAAGUACUGGAAUAAUAUCACAUUUCGUAAAUCUAAAUGUUGUUAUACCAGAAGCAUUUAUAUUAGGUGGCGAAGAACAUCACGUAGAUGUGGGUUCUAUAAUAAGUCUUGUUUGCAUUAUAGAAAAAAGCCCGACGCCGCCUCAAUACGUGUUUUGGUAUCAUAAUAAUCGUAUGAUAAAUUAUGAUACAGCGCGAGGUAGCGUCAGUGUACAAACUGAACCUGGACCAACUCAAAGUCAACUGACCAUUCAGCAAGCAGUUGAAUCGGAUUCGGGAAAUUACACAUGCAGGGCAUCUAAUACGAAAGCUGCAUCAAUUUAUGUCUUUGUGACAGAAGGCGAUAAAAUGGCAGCAAUUCUACGCCGUAAAACGUCCGGUGCAGAGAGGACAUUAGGAGAUUUGAUACUGGCGGUCAUUGUGGCCAGUACCGUUUUAGUGCGAUAAGCGUUUCAUCCGAAAUGUCCAUUAUUAUCAUUAAUUCAGAUGUCAUGUUUCAUAGGUACUUGAUAAUGUAAACGAUUCAUUUUUUCUCCUAUCCGAUACCCAGGAUAAGAACUAAGUUAAAAAAAUUAUAUGUUAUUAAACAAUUGACACAAAGAACAAAGUUUUCUUGAAAGAAAAAUAAUUCAAUAAUAAAAAUAUUAUUAAUUAAUGACGAUUACGCGCAAAUUAAUGUAAAUACUUUCAUCUUCCAUUAAUAAUUUGAUUAUUGAAAUAAACCGUUUUUAACUCUGAAAUAAUUAUAAUUAUGUUUUAAGGGCUGCGAUUGGCAAAUCUUUGACGAAUAUAUGUUAUACGAUCGUUAUGUGUGUCAUGAGUAUUUGUUAAACUUGUAUGAUUUAUUUGCUGCAACACAGCACCCCUAAGCGAUAAUUAAUAUAAUUACGUAUUUACAAUAUAAAAUGCGAGAUAAUUAUAAUAAACAUCAAUGGAUGUAUGUGAUAACAUUCACUUUGACCUUUCGUUAAACACAACUUCAUAAUAAUCAUGAUGUGAAAUAUUUUAAGAAUAUGUUUGUACAUUUUUGAAUAUUUUUUAAGUCAUACUACAGUAUGCAAUAUAAUUAGAAAACAAUCCAGAUGUAUUGAUAAUGAAGGUAUACGAAUUUGUUCAGAAGAAAAAAUUUAUCAAGUCUUUUUAUUAAGUCUGUUAUAUAUUUCUGAGAAUAAUAAAGCAAUACAUGAAAAACAGUGAAAACUGUUCUAAUGAUAAAUAUAUACAAAGAGCGAUAAUUUAAUCGAUCAACAUCGAUAUCGUCAAUUAAUUGAUUAUCGCACCCUUAUUGUAACAUUAACCAUUAGGCAUUAUACGUAUAUUAUAAUUAAAAAAUUAUCAAAUAUGACAUUCUAAAUAUGUAAAAGUUUUAAACGUUCAUCAUGUCAUGGAGAAAAAAUUCAUAUGUCUAAAUUAUCAGAUGAAUUGCUCGGUUGAAAAAUAGUGGAACAAAAAUGACCAUUUAAUCAUAGCUCUAAUUAUGAGUCAAUUUUACAUGUAACUGCCGAGCAAAAAAAAAUUAUGCACUCUAAAAGUUUUAAAUUAAUUGAAUAUAUAUAAAUAUAUAUUUUUUUUAUUAUUAAUUAUAUCUCUUAGAUAUUUAAUUGGUUAUUUACCAACAUAUUACUGAUAUUAAUUAAAUAUAUCACAAAAAUGAGAAGAAUUUUAAUACUUUUAUUACUGAUUCUUUAUUAAGUAAUCAUCAAUGUGUUUAAAAAAUAAGUGAUUCAUUACGUGAUUGUUGAAAAAGUGUUGAAUCGACUUUCAUCAACUCUGUAUACAUCUAUAUUCACUUUGGAAGUAACAGUAAUUAAUUCUCUUAUGUGGUUAUCGAUACUUCAAAUUUUUAUUUAAAGUUUACUAACAAAUUUGUUUAAUAUGAAAGGUUGAUGAAAAAGUGAAGUAAGAUAAAGAGAAGAGUUAUAAUAAUUAUAACAAUAUCAAAGUUGUUGAAACAUUGCGUUUGUAACUGACUAUUAUGAAUUAAAUUAUAGAACAGUGGAAAUAUUAAAAAUAUAGAAUCAAUAUUGAAAUGGAGUACUAUAUAAUAAACAUUAUUUACACUAAGAGAAAAUUCUAUUUAUUUAAUAUAUUAAUGAUCAAGAGCGUUAUUAAUUUAAUUAUAUUAUUUAAUUUUUAAGAACUACAAAAAAGUGAGAACCAAAAUUAAAUAAAAAUUGUAGAAAAAUAUACGUUUAAUCUUACUGUAACAAUCGAUUAUAAAGAAAUAAUUUAUCUGUGAAAUUUUUUGCUGUCAGAUUAGAGACAUUUUAUAAAAUUAUAUUGAGGGGACGCAAUCGCAGUUGUACAAAAAAAUAAGCAAAAAAAAACUCAUUAUCAUGUUAUGUU
Chelonus insularis is the source of this 3460-nucleotide messenger RNA. RefSeq names its product defective proboscis extension response 12 (gene dpr12). Gene Ontology annotation, cellular component: neuron projection membrane. The record is from RefSeq and is a predicted model, not a curated record. The transcript has 7 exons. Bases 680 to 1561 code for a protein of 293 amino acids. NCBI's taxonomy places the organism in Eukaryota, Metazoa, Arthropoda, Insecta, Hymenoptera, Braconidae. Gene Ontology annotation, biological process: synapse organization.